Caenorhabditis elegans is the source of this 630-nucleotide messenger RNA. RefSeq names its product Translation initiation factor IF-2 (gene T04F8.8). Bases 19 to 516 code for a protein of 165 amino acids. The transcript has 3 exons. The record is from RefSeq and is marked reviewed. NCBI's taxonomy places the organism in Eukaryota, Metazoa, Nematoda, Chromadorea, Rhabditida, Rhabditidae.
UUGAACUUAUAUUUUAAAAUGCGAACAACUGUACUUUUGAGUUUAGCUGCACUCGUAGGAGUUGCUUAUUGUGGCGGAUAUGGUGCCCAAGCUUAUGGAAUGGGAGGUGGCGGAGGUGGUUAUAAUCGUCCAAUGAAUUCAUACGGAAAUGGUUAUAACAAUGGCGGAGGUUUCAAUAAUUAUGGAAAUGGUGGAGGAUUUGGUGGAAACAAUUACAACAAUGGUCCACCACCAUUCGAUGGCGGAUACAAUAGACCGUAUGGAGGAGGAGGUGGAGGUGGAUAUGGAAGACCACAAGGAUAUGUUCCUCCACCCCCACCACCACCAACACAGCCAGAACCAGAACCAGAGCCACGUCCAGAGCCACAACCGGAGCCACAACCAGAACCACAACCAGAGCCACAACCAGAACCACAGCCAGAGCCGCACCCUGAACCAGCUCCAGAGCCAAUUGUUAAACCAUACAACUCUUACGCUCAACCACAUAACAGUUAUGUUAGAUAUGGUGGAAAGUAAAUUUAUUACAUCUUAAACUUCCUUGAUUUCAUUUUUUGUUUUCGCUAUUACUUCUUUGAAUCCAAACCCAAAAACCAAAACCCGUUUUCACAAUGAAAAUGAAGAUUGAUUGAU